This is a messenger RNA of Phytomonas sp. Hart1, 382 nucleotides long. Lineage: Eukaryota; Euglenozoa; Kinetoplastea; Trypanosomatida; Trypanosomatidae. The record is from the annotation of a GenBank genome assembly.
GAGGAAGGGAGGUAAGGAAUUCUAAAGUGUUUGAAUGAGGAUUUUUUCACCUGUAAUCACUCAGAGUCAUGCCAAUAGAACGGAAUUGAAGAGUUCCAUAACACCAACCUGGAGGAAGGCUCAGACUGUGUGUGGGGCCUCUGCCAAAAGCUAUAUCACCCCAUCUACUUCAUUUUUUAAAAUAUUUAUUUCAGUGUGCUCUAUUCAAAUAUGCACAGACCAUACGCAUUUUUAUUCAUCGGUACCGUUUUCCUUUGCAUACCUAUGCCCAAAUCUCAGGUCGACGUUGAAAGAUUGCAGAAAAUUGCCAAUUUUAUCCGCCAUAAAAAUUACUUUUCCAGUGGUAAGACCAGUAUUUUGUCGUUUUUUCCAAAUUCGAUAG